CAUCAUCUGCAAGAACUAAAACAACAAGAGCAGGAGCAACAGCAACAGCAAAAACAACAGCAACGACACCGACAACGACAACAACAAUCGAAUCAACAAUGGGCCAGAACAAGUGGGUUACGGUAUUUCGUGAAUACAAGUGUGGAUGGACUGCCAGAAGUUGUAAUGGUUACCGCAUUUUCGGAUAACCAUUUCAAUGAAGCAAUUGAAAUGGUGCGUUCAUUUCCAGCUUUUGAAGCUAACAGUAAACUGAAAGGAAGCGAUUCUCAAGCUCGUACGGAAGGCAACUGCAACGUAACUGAUUUUUUGUUCUUCUCGGAUCCAGGACACAGCAUCUUCGCAGCUACCGCCUACGAUACAUAUCGAUAUUUGCCGAGCGAAAUCGGGAUGUUGAAGGAAACGACGAUGCUGGAAUCAAAUACUAUGCUUUUCAUUCGCACACAGCCUGUUGCAAACAUUCUGAAAUGGGCAGUUGCAUGCGCUUUGGAAAAGGAGUGCAUGGGACUUGGAUCAGGUGGGAGGAAGUUUGAACUGCAGUGCAGUUUUGCCAGCGAUGACCACUACAGGAAAUAUGCGCACUGUCAUCGCUUUGACCAAAGUGUUUUUAAUCUCUUGAUGGCCAAUCAGUAUGGCUUCGAGACCCGCAGAUAUUUUAAGGACGGAAAGAAUCUGUUUGAAAUUUAUCGCGGAGCGAGUCGAAUCAUCACUGCCGAAGGCUAUUUGAUCAAUACUUUUUCUUUGGACGGAUUGUUCACCGAGAAUGUGUCGUUGCACUUUUAA
Messenger RNA from Gongylonema pulchrum, 780 nucleotides. NCBI's taxonomy places the organism in Eukaryota, Metazoa, Nematoda, Chromadorea, Rhabditida, Gongylonematidae. The record is from the annotation of a GenBank genome assembly.